GCUCACAGGGCCCAGUUUCCCACACUAUCACAGAUAGCCUUUGAUAUCCUCUCCAUCCCCGCAACAUCUGCAGAGUGCGAGCGGGUCUUCAGCCAAGGGAGGCUUACGAUGUCCUCACAGAGAGUCCGCAUGAAGGCAUCUACGUUGGAGAUGCUCUCCUGGCUGAAGCACUGGUGGAGAAAUGGCUUCUCGACGGGGCCAGCGGAGGUGACUCAGGGCUGA
Molecule: messenger RNA, 222 nt
Organism: Cryphonectria parasitica EP155
Lineage: Eukaryota; Fungi; Ascomycota; Sordariomycetes; Diaporthales; Cryphonectriaceae
Exons: 1
Molecular function (GO): protein dimerization activity
Source: RefSeq, a predicted model, not a curated record